UUUGGCAGAAAGUUUAUUGGUAAGAUAAAAAUAUUUAAACUCUUGAAACAGCAUAAUAUUGUUGCUAUUUUCAGCUAUUCAAAUAUGCCGAAUUCCAACGGGGAAAAUGAUUCCGUUCGAUCCGAGGAAGAGCAAGAUUACCCAGAGGAGCGAUUAAUUGAUUCCGAUGCAGAAGAAUGUGGUAUGGAACUGGAUGAGGAUGUCGCUGUCAAAGCUGAAUCGGACGGUGUUCUUGCGGAAUCGACUGCACCAAGCGAUGAAGAUGAGCCAUCUCUAUUUAUAGUGAGCCUGAUCGUUUCGCUACGCGAUUUCAAGGGGCAAACUUCAGCCGGGGAACUGGACACAUGGAUGAUUUGUGCAAACAGCGUCGAAGAAUUUCUUCACAGUGUUUGGGAACAAUCCAAGAAGCACCUCGUACGUCAUGUCGUAACAGUGUGUGAUGAUGACGGUAACAUCACCUAUGGCUGGAAUCCGAAUAAAGUGAUCGACGAGAUUGAUUUUGUCAAUUUUGCGUUGUUCUACGACAAGCAGAAUCGGCGAACCGUGUCAGUAGACAAAUUGACUACCAACAUUCUUCAAAACUGGAGAACGAAAUAUGUCGUAGAACUGUUGCUACACCGAUAUUCGCUAACCGUGAACUCGAAAACAGUGUGGAAGAAAGUGGAAAAAGCGCUGACUGAGGUCAUCUCCAAGAACCAGGGUGGUGCCGCGACGACAGAGUAUGCCCAAGAGCUUGCAAACGAUCUACGUCGACGACAUGGACAUAUUUGGAAAGGUCAUGAUAUAGCUUGGAGUAUCUGGGCGAACGCCAUCAUUACUGCACCAACUCACCAACACGAGGCAUUGAAGGACGAGCCAACACCUCCAGCUAACUGUUUGGACCUAUUUUCUAUGAAGGAAAGUGAACACAUCCGACGAACCCGACGAGAGUACCGUGUUGCUCACAACAUAAACGAUGGCUAUCAAGCGGAGGUUCGAAAAUUCGUAGAAGCGUUUGCCGAGCUGAAAGAAGCACAUCAACAUCAAGCUGUGAAGAUCACUGUACUCGAGAGGCACAUUGAAAAUCUUGCUCUCAGAAGCCAAAUUGGAGAAUCAUUCAUCAGUUCUGCUGAGUCAGCUUUGGAUGUCCGUGAGAAUGAAUUUUCUGCGGCCAUUGGCUCCAGAGUUAAAGAUUCUGAAGAUGUAGAUCACAUGUAGGUUCGAAGUGGAAUACCAAUCGAAAUUGGGUAUGAAUUUGUUGGGCAUUAUCCGAAUAUAUGUAAUGAGAAUGAAUAAAACAGAAAAUUUGUUUUAAACAUUUUUAUUCGCUUCAUUAUUUCAGUUAAUUUAACGUGAAUUCCAUCAGAUAUCAAUGCGUUUCUUACAGUUCUCUUCGAAUUCGUUGCUCAAUAAGCUAGCUUGGUCAUUUGCUGUAGGUUCAAAUUUACCACCCUGAAUGUAGCCACAUUUUCUGAACAAAUUGUUUAUGUUAUUAUUAGAAAACUGCUUCAUAAUUUCUGCUAUCGUAAUCUUGAGUUUAGUUUUUCCACUUUCAUCGUACU
Messenger RNA from Aedes albopictus (Asian tiger mosquito), 1541 nucleotides. RefSeq lists its product as uncharacterized. The transcript has a single exon. NCBI's taxonomy places the organism in Eukaryota, Metazoa, Arthropoda, Insecta, Diptera, Culicidae. Bases 85 to 1197 code for a protein of 370 amino acids. The record is from RefSeq and is a predicted model, not a curated record.